Messenger RNA from Rubroshorea leprosula, 1134 nucleotides. The record is from the annotation of a GenBank genome assembly. Lineage: Eukaryota; Viridiplantae; Streptophyta; Magnoliopsida; Malvales; Dipterocarpaceae.
UUAAAAGAAAGGAAAUUAGGAUAAGGAUCAAGGCUGAUAUUUCUCUCCUCAGCCACGUGUUUUGCUCUUCCUCAUCUUCUUCUUCCCGACUCUUCUCCCCCGAUAAGCCCCCCCAAGCCACCGACUCUCUCCCCCUUGAAAAAACCGGUGAGAUCUUGAUGAAAUUUCUCCUUCUUUCUUGCUUAAUCACAAGAUUUGGGGCUUAGAAUUCUCUCCCUCAACCCAAAAAUCCCGGAUCUGCUUUGCUUCUUCCUCCCUUGUCCGUCGGGUUCUGCUGGGUUUGAAUCCUUCGGCUUUUUCUGCCGUGAGUUUCCCCUGAAUUUUCUGCACAUGCCGCCGGCCUCCACCCCAAACCCGCCAGCUCCGGCCUUGCUCAUUGAAUUCCGGUAUGGACAGCUUCUCUAAGUCCAGAUUUUACCCCUUUAAUUGCUGAAUUUUGUCUGUCAAAUUGCUACUUUGUGUGUGUCCGAAUUGUGCCGGAAAUGGGGAGGAAUUCCGGUAGUAUUUUAAAUGUGUUUUAAGCUUGAUUAUGUAGAAUUUAGCUUGAAUUAGCUGCUGUGAUGUUUUGUGUGAGAAAUCCCGGAACCGGUUCGUUGAGUGACCCUGCUUGUGGGGAUUAUACACCAGCAAACAAUGACCCUGCUUGUGGGGAUUAUACACCAGCAAACAGUGCGCCUGCUAGUGGGUGUUUGACGUUGGCCGUGACCUAUAGAGGAGACGUCUAUUUCGUUCCCGUAUUGUAUCCGUUUUUUGUGAUUGCACAUGUUGGCAUGCUAUAAGUUUAAUUAAGGGCAAUCCAUAUUUACUUACUGAGUUUAUCUCAUAGUUUUCCUUGUCCACCAUUUCAGGAAGUGAAACCGAGGACGGGGAAACCAUGGGAAGUGACGAGUUAGAAAGCUAGCCAUUUCGAGAUUGAGCAUAGAUUUAGAAAUAAAUCAUGAUCUUGUAUUUGGAGAUUUUAUUGGAGAUUUAUGAUAUCAGAGAGAUUUUAUAAUUUGAUCUUUAGAUUUUGGUGGUAUCAGAUUGUGAUAUGAUAAGUUCCGAGCCUUGUGCAUUUGUGGGACUCUCUCACGAGUACACGGCGUCUAUCGCGCCUUGGAUUUGGGUUCUGGGGCGUGACAGCAAAAGUCCACA